ACCAGGCAUGUUUCUCUUCAUUUAAAGGGAGCUCCUCAGUGAAAAGGUUUUCUUAAAGGAGUCAGACACAGAGGGAUUAUGAUUGAAGAUCUCUUCCAGUCCUCCACUUCAGUCUCCCUGUUGGUGGCCAUCGUGGGCCUGCUGGUCCUCCAUCUUUUCUACUCCAGCUUCAGCUCCCAGGACAAGAAGAGGGAGCCUCCAGGACCUAAACCUCUUCCCCUGCUCGGCAACUUGCUUCAUGUGGAUCUCAAAAGACUCGACAGCUCUCUUCUUAAUCUGUCCAAAAAAUAUGGACCAGUGUUCACAGUCUACUUCGGACAGAAGAAGGUGGUGGUUCUGACAGGAUACAGGACUGUCAAACAGGCUCUGAUCAACCACGCUGAGGAGUUUGGAGACCGAGCGGUCACUCCUAUAUUCUAUGAUUUCAACAGAGGACAUGGCAUAAUAUUUUCCAAUGGUGACUCGUGGAAAGAAAUGAGGCGUUUUGCUCUAACCACACUGAGAGAUUUUGGGAUGGGCAAAAGGAGUAGUGAAGGGAAAAUCAUUGAGGAAUGUCGCUACCUGAUUGAAGAAUUUGAACAACAUGAAGGUAAAGCCUUCGACAAUUCCCACACAAUAAACUAUGCUGCUUCAAAUAUUAUAUCAGCCAUCAUAUUUGGAAAGAGGUUUGAGUACAAAGAUCCUGUCUUCCACGUUAUGUUGAAGAGAGACCACGAGACUAUCCGUCUGACUGGAUCAGCAUCCAUCCAGAUAUACAAUGUGAUUCCUUGGCUCGGCCCUUGUCUUAAAAACUGGAGGGUGUUGAUGAAGAAUGUGGAAGACAACAAGGAGGAAAUAAAAAGCAAAGUAGCAGAGCUGAAGGAGACUCUGAACCCUGAGAUGUGCAGAUGCUUUGUAGAUGCAUUUCUCAUCCGUAAGAUGAAUCUGGAGGAGUCUGAAAUCAAGGAUUCACACUAUCAUGAUGACAACCUUCUCUACAGUGUGUUGAAUCUGUUUGCAGCUGGGACUGAUACGAUGGGAUAUACACUUCAGUGGUGCCUCCUGUUUAUGGCAAAGUACCCACAUUUUCAAGACCGGGUCCAGGAGGAGCUGGACAGGGUGGUUGGAAGUCGUCAGGUUGGAGUAGAGGACAGGAAGAACCUGCCGUACACUGAUGCUGUCAUUCAUGAGUCACAAAGACUGGCCAACAUCGUCCCGUUGGCCAUUCCUCACAAAACCAGCCAAGACGUCACCUUCCAGGGCUACUUUAUCAAAGAGGGGACUAUUGUGUUUCCUCUUCUCACUUCUGUCCUGUAUGAUGAGAGCGAAUGGGAGACCCCACACACUUUCAACCCUUCCCACUUCCUGGAUAAGGAGGGUAAAUUUAUCAGGAAAGACGCCUUCAUGCCCUUUUCUGCAGGUCGCAGGGCGUGUCUUGGGGAAAGUCUGGCCAGAAUGGAGCUCUUCCUCUUCUUCACCUCUCUCCUUCAGCGCUUUCAUUUCACUCCUCCACCUGGAGUCACAGUGGAUGAACUGGAUCUGACACCAGCUGUGGGCUUCACCCUCGGCCCUUCACCUCAUGAGCUGUGUGCCGUCAGUCGCCAGUGAGGACGAGAGCUGGAACUUUAUUAUCGUUUCUGUGUAUUUAUUCCACAAAAGGAGCAGAAACUUUCUCCAUGCAACUUGUGGUCACUCCAGCACCCAUGAUGUGGGAUGGGAUGUUGUGGGUGAAUGUUGUGUCGAUAUU
Messenger RNA from Epinephelus moara (kelp grouper), 1726 nucleotides. Its product is annotated as cytochrome P450 2K1-like. The transcript has 9 exons. The coding region runs from base 79 to 1587 and encodes 502 amino acids. The record is from RefSeq and is a predicted model, not a curated record. NCBI's taxonomy places the organism in Eukaryota, Metazoa, Chordata, Actinopteri, Perciformes, Serranidae. Gene Ontology annotation, biological process: xenobiotic metabolic process. Gene Ontology annotation, cellular component: intracellular membrane-bounded organelle; cytoplasm. Gene Ontology annotation, molecular function: iron ion binding; heme binding; oxidoreductase activity, acting on paired donors, with incorporation or reduction of molecular oxygen, reduced flavin or flavoprotein as one donor, and incorporation of one atom of oxygen.